CAGAAACCAAAUUCUCGCACCUGGAGUCCCUGAGGAUCGCGCUUUUUGACCAGGAUCCGAUAAAUGAAAGUUGGAAACCCGAGAAUUAUGGUGGAGUUGACGGAAAUGACCGCCUAAGUCUAGCUGUGAACCGAAUCAUGAAGUUACCGAAUCUGAAGAUGCUAACACUGGUUGGCAUUUUCACCUUGUCGCCUACAAUAUUUAGUCUAGACGACAAGGGUGAAAAUUUCUCGGAGUCCCUCAAAUGCUUGCGCAUCAGGCUCUCUAAAGUAACCCCUACUGGGGAUUGGUAUUUCACUGGUGAACCCCCUUUGGGAAUGACAAGUUCCGAGCAAGAGGACCUCGACCUUGAUGUCUAUUUCCGUGAUGGUCCUGCACCGGCUACAUUCGAGCCUUUUCUUGCUGCCAUAGCUCGUGGAAUUCCCAAGAUGCCGUCCCUGGAUAUCUUUACUUGCACUUUUCAUGACGCAGCAUUCAUAUCGCGUAACGCCUUCCCAGGCAAUCGAGGGUGGACAUUUGAAUUUCAGGUCGAACGUGAGGGAGAUUCGUUCGAUUCCUGGUCUCCUCCCUCAGAGUUUAGGAUGUUUAUGGCAACGAACAUUCGUUGAGUUGUUUUAAAUUGUCAAGCUGCGAUCGCCAUCGUCUCUUGUUCAUCCAACAGUCUUGUAUGCUUCGUCUAGCGCGUACGCAGCAAGGGAUUAAUAUAUGGACCGUUCAUCUUGUGCUUCAUGAUACUGGACCGUCGCUGAGGGUUGAAAUGGUACCGUCAUGGAAGCGGGAGUAUGGCUCCCGAUUUCUGGUAGGAAUUGCUUUCCGUAGGUAGAUAUGGCCGCUGAUAAGUAUCUUGAUACUACAGGAAUAGAAAUAAUACUUAACCUUUUAGUGUG
Annulohypoxylon maeteangense is the source of this 887-nucleotide messenger RNA. RefSeq lists its product as uncharacterized. The transcript has a single exon. The record is from RefSeq and is a predicted model, not a curated record. NCBI's taxonomy places the organism in Eukaryota, Fungi, Ascomycota, Sordariomycetes, Xylariales, Hypoxylaceae. Bases 138 to 608 code for a protein of 156 amino acids.